ACGUAUGCAUGUAAGUUCAUGUUCCGACGUUAAGAGGUUUAUAGAAAUCCAGCCAGCUAUAUAAACCUCCUCCCAUCAGUUCCAAAUCAGAAACCAAAAAACUUCGAUCAAGGACUAACAACACUAGGAACCGAAAGGAAUUAAUAUUUAUUUUAUCUUUAACUUAUUUAUCAACAUGAUGAUGAUGCUUGUGUGUCUGCUAGUGCUCUCUAUCGUUAGGGACUCCCUCCAGCACGGCUAUUUGAUUGACCCUCCCUCCAGAUCCUCACUUUGGAGGGUCAAUAAAAAGGCACCCCCAAAUUAUAACGACAACCGACUCUACUGCGGGGGCAGAAGCAAAAUUCAGCAGUUUGGGGGUUUGUGUGGACCCUGUGGGGACCCUUACGACGGUGAAAGGGAAAACGAGGCUGGAGGAAAAUAUGCUCUAGGAAUUAUAUCCAAACAAUUACCUGAUGGAGCCAAAAUUCUCGAAACAAAAGUUGUCAACACAGCCUUUCACAAAGGAUACUACGAGUUCCGAAUCUGUGCCAACAAUGAUGUCACUAAAGCGGUGACGCAGGACUGUCUGAACGAGAAUUUGAUGACGGUUAUGGAGGGUGAUGAUAGGUACCCCACGCGCUUCUACCCUCCAGGACCCGGGGAACAUCUUGUGCACGUGAAUCUUCCAGAAGGCAUGAAGUGUUCCCAGUGCGUUGUACAAUGGCGUUACAGAACAGGAAACAGCUGGGGUCGAGACUUGGACGGCACUGAAUGUAUCGGCUGUGGAGUCCAAGAGGAGUUCCGGAAUUGCGCGGACAUCAGCAUUGGUUCCGUGGACGACAAAGACCAUAAAACCCAGAAUGACAACAAAGAAACAUCGGAACCACUGGUGACAGAAAGCAACAUACACCCCAGGUUCAGGACUCAGCGGACCUUCGCUCCAAACACACAUAAAGAGCCAAUCACCACCACACCAUUCCCGGUUAUUAGUAAGAUUCGUCAACCGGAAGCUCCUACCUUCACGGUAGACCAUCUGUGGAGUAAGACCCAGUUUGUUCGUCCUCGCAUCAGCAUCGACAUGAACCAACACAGAGAACCUCCAAGUACGCCUAAGCCAGCUCCACGAAUUUCCUUCUUGGAGCCUUUAACUACGACGGAGAGUCCAGUUGUUGAGACAACCACUCUAACAUCGAUGGAGGCUCGUCUACAGAAGAUCAGGAAACUUCAGAGACUGGCCGCCCUCGCUAUACAGAUGAAAACCUUGCUCAACACACUGCGUCAUCUACCCGUGUUUCAAAACCUCAACCUUGGAAUACUGGACAAAGAGUUGAUGGGCCAAAAAGAAGCUCCGUGGAACAACUUGGCUAGACCAACUGUAACCGAAAAACCGAAGCAGUCGAGAACUUUCCCUUGGGAGUCUGGAAUGUCCCUGAAUCAAAUCAAAUCAAAACCUGUUACCAAAUCGACAACAUCCAAGAGCUCUGCACAUAUUCUUCAAAUCCCACCCUCUCGAGUAAGCUCCAGAUUCAACUACCCAAUUCUUCCACCACCUAACCCCAUCCUGAUGGGACAAUUUAGGAAAGAGAAGACAAGAACGGUAACCCUGAGUUCUGGAAACGACCAGAAGAAUGAAGAUGAAGUUAAACCCACCGAGAAUCCGAAAGAGGAGAAGGAAAACGUGCCGGUGUAUACAAACGAGUUCAAUGUCAUCAGCCCGGAAUCCUUGGAGGGAGAGGUCAGCAUCAAAGACUGGUACAAGAAGAUUGUCAAGCUCAUGGUCAAGAAGAACAUGCCAGUGGCAGAAAUUAAAAAGAUGGUGGACAGACUGAAGCAGAUUAAGGAUGUCCACAAAACGCAGCCAAUCACCAUGCUUGAAAAACUAAGGAACUCGGAAAUGUCCCUGACAGAGUCAAACAGUGACAAUGCUGCCAUCUCCGACAACAGUUUGUCAUCGCAACCCACGACGUCUCCAACAACCAACGUCGUGUACCCAGAAGUAGAAAGACGACCAGCCGCCCCGGUAAACACGGCGUCUAGAAACAUGCUCUACCCAGACAUUGACCGACAACAACAAAGAGCUCGGGACAUCAGCGCCAUUCCGCCAAACAUCAACACCAUUCGGGGGCGCCCUGGACGACGUGGUUCUUCAGCAAAUAACCCAUACGUGGAUCAUUCCGAAGAUAACCAACUUACGCCCAAUGAACGCAGCGCUUUAUCAAUGAAAUUACGGAACUUCAUGGAGCUUAACCCACAAUUUCGGGUUCCUUUCGGUGCUGUAUUCCAUUAACUGUAUUCUUUCAAAAAAUCUCGACUGUCUUCUUUUGAAGAAUGAAAUAAUCGAAGGUGUGCUACCGCUUUCAAAAAUGAUAUUUUGAAUGAGGAACAUUGAUUUUUAUCCAUUUGAUAUUUAUUUUACAUGGCUUUCGCGUUUUAUAUCUAUUUUUAUUUCUGUGUCGUCUGCUUGUAAUCACAUCACGUGGUUACGAUUUUUCUGUGAUGCGCUUAUUUUUGUUAUUUAUUUCCAAAUGUUCAAACUUUACAAUGAGCAUUUUUAUUUUUUAUAUUUUUAUCUGAAUAAACCUAUCAAAA
This is a messenger RNA of Magallana angulata, 2568 nucleotides long. RefSeq lists its product as uncharacterized. The transcript has 3 exons. Bases 176 to 2266 code for a protein of 696 amino acids. NCBI's taxonomy places the organism in Eukaryota, Metazoa, Mollusca, Bivalvia, Ostreida, Ostreidae. The record is from RefSeq and is a predicted model, not a curated record.